AUAACAAUCCAAUUGAACGCCGGCACUCCGAUCAUGACUUUCUCCGCCACCGUUGGCCGCCCGCCAUUCAUUCGGUCCACCGCUCCGCACACCAAUUUAUACACACAAGUGCACCACUGACCAAUCAACGACCGAAUUUUUCGUGGAAAGAUGGAGGCCAGAGCCAGAGCUCCAGGGAAGAUCAUACUCGCAGGCGAGCAUGCGGUGGUUCACGGAUCCACCGCCGUCGCCGCUGCCAUUGAUCUCUACACCUACGCUUCGCUUACUUUUCCUCCUCCGUCAGCCAUCUUCUGUGUAUGUUGUGGGAGCAGAGAGUGAUGAUGAGCUAAAACUUCACCUCAAAGAUAUGGACUUGGAAUUUUCUUGGCCAGUUGGAAAAAUUGCAGUAAUCCUUUCGGAAGUUGGUGGCCAUGAUGCUUCCACUCCUUCAUCAUGUUCGUUUGAGACCAUUAAAGCAAUAGCCUCUCUAGUUGAUGAACACAAUAUCCCUGAGGCUUAUAUUGCACUUGCUUCGGGUGUUUCAGCAUUUCUCUGGCUGUAUACUUCCAUUCAUGGUGCUAAGCCGGCCAGAGUUGUGGUGACCUCCGAAUUGCCCUUAGGAUCUGGUUUGGGUUCAUCUGCUUCUUUUUGUGUUGCGCUCGCUGGUGCGUUCCUUGCUCUAUCCAAGUGUGUGAAAUUGGAUGUUGAUAACAAAGGAUGGCAAAAGUUUGGGGACAGUGAGCUGAAUCUGGUGAAUAAAUGGGCUUUCGAAGGGGAGAAGAUAAUCCAUGGAAAGCCAUCCGGCAUUGACAACACAGUAAGCACAUAUGGAAACAUGAUCAAGUUCAAAUCUGGUGAACUCACACGCCUCAAAUCGAACUUACCCCUCAAAAUGCUCGUAACCAACACGAAAGUUGGAAGAAAUACAAAAGCAUUGGUUGCAGGUGUGUCAGAAAGGACAUUCAGACAUCCGAAUGCCAUGAACUCUGUAUUCAGUGCUGUCGAUUCCAUCAGCAAUGAAUUGGCGUCCAUACUCCAAUCACCAGUUUCAGACGAGCUUGCUGUAACAGAGAACGAAGAAAAAUUAGCAGAACUAAUGGAGAUGAAUCAAGGGCUACUCCAAUGCAUGGGGGUCAGCCACGCUUCCAUUGAAACCGUGAUUCGUACAACUCUAAAAUAUAAACUAGUGACUAAACUAACCGGAGCCGGCGGAGGAGGCUGUGUUCUAACACUACUGCCAAGCUUACUCUCAGGAACAAUUAUUGAUAAACUCAUCGCAGAGCUGGAAUCAUGCGGGUUUCAAUGCUUGACAGCAGGAAUUGGAGGAGGCGGCGCAGAGGUCAGCUUCGGGUCUUCCUAACUCAGCCCAGAAGAACCACUCAGUGUAACACUUGUAACCCCUACUUCCAUAAAUAGCUUAAGCAUAGCUCCUUCAUCGUCGCAUGUUUAUGAGUAUUAUCUAUUUUCUUCUGCGCAUGCUAAACUUGGCGAAACAUCGAACUUUCUUUGCGAACCGAGAUAGCAUGUCUAGCAAAAAAUAAAAAUGAAACUAAGUUGUUUCUUUCUUCUCUUUUAAUAUAUAGAUAUCAAGUGUAGUAUGCCUUCGUGGUUUUUUUUAUGCAUUUGGUAUGUUUGUAUGAAUGUUGGUUCAAUUUGACAAGUGAGCUUUGAUACUAAAUGUGCAUAGUUGUUUUCAA
Andrographis paniculata is the source of this 1676-nucleotide messenger RNA. RefSeq names its product mevalonate kinase. Lineage: Eukaryota; Viridiplantae; Streptophyta; Magnoliopsida; Lamiales; Acanthaceae. Bases 200 to 1339 code for a protein of 379 amino acids. Gene Ontology annotation, cellular component: cytoplasm. Gene Ontology annotation, biological process: isoprenoid biosynthetic process. Gene Ontology annotation, molecular function: mevalonate kinase activity; ATP binding. The transcript has 5 exons. The record is from RefSeq and is a predicted model, not a curated record.